GGAUAAGCGCUAAAGAGAAUGGACUUUGUGAAAAUUUAACGUCGGAAGUACAAGUUAACAACAGCUGCGUUUAAGUUUAAACCAAAUAGGCCGUGAUAUUUUUCACCUUUUAAAAUUGCAAAGACUUGCUUGCCCUUGUUGACAUUGCACUACCGUAAGAGGCCUUAACUGUUCAAAACAUGGCCUCGCAACGUUACAAUGUCUCGAGAUCACCGUCGAGCGCCAGCAGCCCUUACCAGUCGUACAGAUCGUUAAGUGACACAGAUAGCCCUAUUUUUUGCUCUCCAAGAUCAAGUCCAGACGCUGAAGUAAUGGAGAAUUAUGGCACUUUUGCCACCGCGACCGAUAACGAAGAGGAGCAGUUGGUAACACAAGAAAAUCACUUUGCAAGAGCUGAUAGUACGACCAGUCUGGUUCCUGCAUCAUUAGCUAUAGGGCUUCCGGCAGCAACGUCCUCGAAUUCGCCGGCAUCCGUAUCAUUCUGGGGACAUUUAAGAUCUUCAGGCAGGAAAGUCAAACCUUGGGUUCUGUUUUUUUUGGCUGUUGCUUUCAUAGUGUUGCUUUCCAUUUCUGAGGUAGAGCCUGGGAAAAGAAGGCUUCUGUGUGUUUCAGUUGACACCCCACAAUAUCUUGCACUAAAAAACGAAACAUAUUCUUAUGUUACUGUUGAAGUUCAGGGACCCUUUGCAUCUGAAGAUAAAGAGAAUUUUGCCCUUUCGACACAAAAUCUCAGCAUUAGUUUGGUCAGCAUGGCCACCAAAGCAUCAGGGGUCCUUGCACAGAAAAACAUCAGUAUUAUGUGCACUUCUACUCAGGGUGAAAAAAAUGAUCCUGUAGUCUCAAGAACAGUGAGACUUCAUUGUGAAGAAGAUGACAAUAUAACACAUGUGGUGCUGACAGCAACAACUUCAUACCCAAUUGCAAUUUCAGUGAUGUACUUUGAAGAACGUAAUGUCGAGGUUGUUUUUGCAUCUGUCAUCUUAGUUGGAGUGUACAUACUCAUCAUAUUUGAGUUUGUUCACCGAGCUACAGCAGCGAUGCUGGGUGCACUGGCAAGCUUAGCUACCUUGUCAAUCAUGGAUAAGAGACCUUCGUUGGACACCAUUAUCAGCUGGAUCGAGUGGAAAACUCUUGUUCUUCUGUUUGGAAUGAUGAUAUUGGUCGCAAUUUUUGCAAAGUCUGGAUUCUUUGAUUAUGUGGCAUUAAAGGCGUACAAGCUCUCUAGAGGUCAUGUAUGGGGUCUGAUUACUCUUCUCUGUGCUUGUACGGCGUUUAUUUCAGCUGUGCUGGAUAAUGUGACUGUCAUUUUGCUUUUGACUCCAGUUACAGUGACGUUGUGUCAAGUCCUAAAUCUUAAUCCUACAUACAUCUUGAUAGCUGAAGUAAUAUUUUCGAACAUUGGUGGAACGGCGACAGCAAUCGGUGACCCACCAAAUGUUAUUUUAGUUUCUAACAAGGACCUAAUUAGUCACGGUAUACACUUUGUAGAUUUCUUAAAACAUCUCGCUGGGGGUAUUCUGGUCUGCGUACUAGUGGCAUAUGUAGUUUUAAGGCUCCUUUAUCGAAAAGUGAAAAUUGUCAGUGACGAUCCGCCAAUCAUUGAAGAGAUUAAACGAGAGGCUGAGAUAUGGAAAAGAACUGCCGAUCGCCUGCCACAAAUCUCAGCUGAAGAGAAAACUGUCAAAUUAUUACUGAUGCAGAGGGUUAUGUUGCUUCAAAAUAAUGUUAGGAACAUGAAAAGAAACUCGUCCCGGCAAGGAGCUUUUCAACGAAGUCUGUCAGCACUUGAAAAAAAGUAUGUCAUCAGAGACAAAGCGCUGUUAUUCAAGAGUCUACUCGUUAUUAUUCUUGUUGUUGGCGCUUUUUUCGCGGAACCGGCGUUCAAGAAAAGCUUUCAUCUUGAUGUAGGAUGGAUUGCUGUCCUUGGCGCCAUACUUCUUAUCUUGCUGGCCGACGUGGCGCACUUUGAAGAAAUAAUGGAGAAAGUUGAAUGGACAACUCUGGUAUUCUUCAGCGGACUUUUCAUUUUAAUGGAGUCGCUGAAUGAGCUAGGACUCAUGGACUUUCUCGGUGACAUAACGUCAUCAUCAAUAGAGCGACUUGCUCCUAGCGAUGAUCCUAAAACAAAGCGUGGUAUUGCGAUUAUUAUCAUUUUGUGGGUCUCUGCGUUGGUGUCAGCCUUUAUAGACAACAUUCCUUUCACAACGGCUAUGAUUCCUGUUAUUUUGAAACUCAACGCAAAUGGAAUAAAGCUCGAACCUCUGGUUUGGGCGCUUGCUAUGGGGUCGUGCUUGGGAGGGAAUGGCACGCUUAUUGGUGCGUCGGCUAACGUUGUCUGUUCUGGGCUUUCAGAGCAGUAUGGAUACCCUAUAAGUUUCUCCACAUUUUUCAAAAUUGGAUUUCUCAUCAUGCUUGCAACCACAACAACAGCCAUGGUUUAUCUGUUGAUCAUAGAAGUUCUCAUCAGUAAUGAAUAGAGCCUUUUUUCACUUUUUAUUCAAUUUUCAGAUUCAUCAAUUUUACAUUAGCUGACCUGCAAAUAGCCAUCGCCUAAGGCCAGUCAGAAAUUAUGAUUGAGUUAACUAAGUUGACUGUCUAAGUUAACUACCUAAACUAAAUUGGAUUCAGUGUUGGGAAAUGGUCAGUGGUUAUUAGCCAAGUCAUGUAUGAUAAAGAGGAGUAGAAACUAGAAGGAGGAUGGAAUUUUCUAAAUUGCCUUCUCAGUGGUCCUCUCGUCUUAUUGAUUGCCACUUAGAAAGUUACGUGACCUCUUUUCUCUCUCUAAGAGGGAGCAGUGGCGGAUCCAGGGGGAGGGUCCGGGGGUCCGAACCCCCCCCCCAUCAGACCUGACGCUUACAACUUUGAGACUGCAAUUCUUACAUCCACAGGGAUCGUAUAUCACUUUUUAACUGGCUGAUAUUUUUAAUUAAUGAAUCCAAGUAAACGGUAAGCGGCCAAGGAAUU
Molecule: messenger RNA, 2964 nt
Organism: Stylophora pistillata
Lineage: Eukaryota; Metazoa; Cnidaria; Anthozoa; Scleractinia; Pocilloporidae
Product: P protein
Biological process (GO): transmembrane transport
Cellular component (GO): membrane
Source: RefSeq, a predicted model, not a curated record